AAAACAGAGGAGAUGAAGUGAAAGCAGCUUUUCUCUUCUUAAAACAGAGCACUUCCCCCCACCAACUUUUUUUUUUCUCUCUCGUACUUCUAUAUAGCCCACUCUACAUCAAUUUAUGGAACAGUGAAUCUACACUUGUUAGUGCCCUCCUAUUGUUUUCGAGAUCUGGGAUUUAACAAAAAAAAAAACUGGGAUUUUUCCAGGAAAAAAAAUGGUAUAGUGGGAUAUCUCGAUUCCGGAGAAAAUCUCAUCCGAAACUAUUUGCCGGGGAGUUCUUCCUGUACACCCUGCAGUUACAUGUUUUCGUUGAGAGAGAUGGCAAAGUUUUUGAGUGUUUUCUCAGUGAGGAACUUGCUGGUAUUGUCACUGGCUCUGAAUGUGAGCUUAGUUUUGAGGGUCUUGGUCUUACAUGAUUCUCAAAAUGGGAGCUUUAAUGGCUUCUUUUUUGAGAAGCAGAAUGGACCUCAGGAAGAGGCGCAUGCCAGCAAGAGAGCACGUCUCUCUUCCUCUGUUUCCUCCUCCUCCUCCUCCUCUUCACCUCUUACGAUGGCUCAAGGUGACCAAGAUAGAGUUAUCAAUCUUGAUCAUGGGGAUCCGACUAUGUACGAAAACUAUUGGCAAAAGAAGGGGGAUGAGACCACCAUUGUUAUUCCUGGAUGGCAGUUCAUGAGCUACUUUUCUGAUCCCACAAGCCUGUGCUGGUUCCUAGAGCCUGAAUUUGCGAAGCAAGUUGUCCGAUUGCAUAAAGUAGUGGGCAAUGCAGUCACUGAGAAUCGGCACAUUGUUGUUGGAACGGGUUCAACGCAACUCUUCCAAGCUGCCCUGUAUGCGCUGUCCCCCAAUACCGAGGCAGAACCCAUUAGUGUGGUUUCAGCAGCCCCUUACUAUUCUUCCUACCCUGUGAUUACUGACUGCCUCAGGUCCGGGCUUUACAAAUGGGCCGGUGAUGCCCGGAGCUUUAGCAAAAAUGGCCCUUACAUAGAACUUGUUACCUCCCCCAACAAUCCUGAUGGCUUCGUUAGGCACUCUAUUGUAAACAGGAGUGAGGGGAUAUUGAUACAUGAUCUUGCCUAUUACUGGCCACAAUACACGCCAAUAUCCUCUCCGGCCAACUAUGACCUGAUGCUAUUCACUGUCUCAAAGAGCACCGGUCACGCUGGGAUGCGCAUUGGGUGGGCACUUGUAAAAGAUGAAGACGUUGCAAAAAGAAUGACAAAAUACAUAGAGCUUAACACCAUUGGCGUCUCAAAGGAUUCACAGCUCAGAGCAGCCACAGUUUUGAAGGUUAUCUCUGACAGCUGUGAAAGAUCAGAUGAAGAAGGUGAUUCCUUCUUCGAGUUCAGCUAUCACCUUAUGGCCAAGAGGUGGAAGCAAUUGAGAGAGGCAGUGCAUCAGAGUGGCCUAUUUAGCGUGCCUGACUUUCCCCCCCAGUUCUGCAACUUUCUCAAUAGGGUCUUCGAGCCUCAACCUGCUUUCGCAUGGGUGAAGUGCGAAGGAGAGAUUGAAGACUGCGAAAGCUUCCUUCGAGGCAAGAAGAUCUUGACGAGGGGUGGCAAGCACUUUGGGGUUAGCCCUAAGUAUGUCCGGAUAAGCAUGUUGGAUCGAGACAACAAUUAUGACACCUUUGUAGAAAGGAUGUCUACGAUCCAAUCAUGACAUCCGAGACACCUCUGUAAGAAGAACAGGGGGGCAGAGGAAGUCAGCAAUUUUUUUGUAAAUUGGCUAACAAGUUCAAAAAUAGCUUAUUUUUCCAAUUGAUCUAUUCGAUAAAGCUAUCAAUUUCUUUGUGUGCUCUAUAAAGUUAAUCAUAUGGAGGCCUGAAUGGGCAUAAACAUGUCAAUGCUGCCAUGAAUGCUUGUAUGUCUGAUGGCCGACAGACGCAUUCAAUCGAUUUAAACCUGUGUAGGUAUCCCAAGGAACAUGAACUUAGGCCUGAA
Theobroma cacao (cacao) is the source of this 1937-nucleotide messenger RNA. It is a transcript of the gene TAR2, whose product is annotated as tryptophan aminotransferase related 2. The record is from RefSeq and is a predicted model, not a curated record. Lineage: Eukaryota; Viridiplantae; Streptophyta; Magnoliopsida; Malvales; Malvaceae. Gene Ontology annotation, molecular function: transaminase activity; carbon-sulfur lyase activity. Gene Ontology annotation, biological process: amino acid metabolic process.